Messenger RNA from Neoarthrinium moseri, 1512 nucleotides. RefSeq lists its product as uncharacterized. The record is from RefSeq and is a predicted model, not a curated record. The coding region runs from base 1 to 1512 and encodes 503 amino acids. Gene Ontology annotation, cellular component: nucleus; 90S preribosome. The transcript is spliced from 2 exons. Gene Ontology annotation, biological process: maturation of SSU-rRNA. NCBI's taxonomy places the organism in Eukaryota, Fungi, Ascomycota, Sordariomycetes, Amphisphaeriales, Apiosporaceae.
AUGGUCAAACGAAAGCGCGAAGAACCGCGACUGGAGGUCAAUCUCCAGAAGUGGGAGAAGGAGCUCGUACGGGGCCUGAAGACGGCCAAGGGCUUUGAGCGACAGCGCUACUCGAAACGCCAAAGGGAAGCCGACCCGGAGAAAGCAGCACGUCUGGAGAAGGAGAUUGCCGUGCUAAAGAGCAUAGACCUGCCCCAAGCCGCCCACGCGCACCUCUGCUCGUCGUUGUUGAGGAUCAAAGGAAUCGCCGAGUCGCCAAACCUGCCCGCGUUCAUCAAGCCGAUACCGAAGCCAGACUUGUCCGAGGAAGAGAAGACUGCGCUUCACAAUGUCACCAGCGCUCUCUGCAACAGGAAGCAUGUCAAGGACGUCAUUGACGAGGCCAUCAUGGGCACCUGCAUAGCGCUGCGUGUCCCUAUGCCGGAGAAGAAGGGCAAAGCCAAGGGCAAGAACGGCAGGCAGGACCAGGAACAGCAGGCAGACGACGUACAAAAAGCACCGCGCAAGGCUGAGACCGAAACCAAGUCCAAGUCCAAAACUGCCGCUGAGAAGCAGUCAUCCAAGAAGUCAAAAGAAGCCCCCCAGUCAGAUGAAGAGGACUCCGGCUCCGGCGAGCCCUGGGAAGGGUUCGGUUCCGAUGGCAAUGGGAUCGAAGAUAGCGAUGCUGAAGAAAAGGCCUUCUCCCGCUUUGACGGCAUGCUAGGAGGCUCCAGCGACGAGGACUCAGACGGCGCCGCGAGUGACGAUGAUGCCGAGGAUAGCCGCGCAAGGUCAAUUCGCGGGCCUUCAGAUUACUUUUCUGGCUCUUCUGCAGAAGAAGAUUCUGACGAUGAGCAGUCAGAUGCAGAGUCUGACGGCUCUGAAGACGAAGAAGAAGACUCGGAGGAUGACGAAGCUGUCUCCCCUCCCCCCAAGAAGGCAAAGAAGGCAGCCAAGCCAGUCCCGGCAUCUUCGGGCAACUCCACAUUCCUGCCGUCGUUGAUGGGCGGUUACAUCUCUGGAUCGGAUUCCGAAGCCUCCGACAUCGACAUCGCGCCGCCUAUGAAGAAAAAUAGACGUGGACAAAGAGCAAGACAGGCCAUAUGGGAGAAGAAGUUCAAGGAGAAGGCGAACCACAUCAAAAACCAGAGCAACAAAUCCGGUCGGGAUCAGGGAUGGGACAUGAAGCGAGGAGCUGUCGGGGCGGAGGAUGCCGGUCCCUGGAAGAAGGGUAUCCGGAACCCCUUUGAGAAGAAGACGGCCCCCGAGGGUGUCCACCCCGAUAGGCACGCAAACUUUGACGGUAGCUCGGGACCGCCGGCGAGAAAAGCUGGACCACCGGAGAGCCAGUCCAGGGUGGCACCUCCACCGGCACCUACAUUUACCCCCGCACCGGCGCCCGCACCAAAGCCGAAACCGAAGCCGUCGAGAGAUGAUCAAGGCUCCCUCCACGCCAGUUGGCAGGCGGCAAAGAUGGCCAAGGAGGCUGCUCAGAAGGUCAGCUUCCAGGGAAAGAAGGUCGUUUUUGACUAG